Sorex araneus (European shrew) is the source of this 1404-nucleotide messenger RNA. RefSeq names its product fatty acid desaturase 6 (gene FADS6). The transcript is spliced from 6 exons. Gene Ontology annotation, biological process: lipid metabolic process. Bases 150 to 1160 code for a protein of 336 amino acids. Gene Ontology annotation, cellular component: membrane. The record is from RefSeq and is a predicted model, not a curated record. Gene Ontology annotation, molecular function: oxidoreductase activity, acting on paired donors, with oxidation of a pair of donors resulting in the reduction of molecular oxygen to two molecules of water. Lineage: Eukaryota; Metazoa; Chordata; Mammalia; Eulipotyphla; Soricidae.
CGCUCGGGCCGGGGCGCGCUCCGUGCCACCCCGCGGGUGCGCCCCAGGGGCGCGUGACUCCGCCCCGUCCCGCCCCCGCUCGCUCGAUCGCUCGGCGCCGCCACCGACGCUCGGGCCGGCGAGUCCUUGGCGGGCACCGGGGCGGCGAGAUGCCCGCGGAGGACGGCGGGGCCGAGGCGCUGCAGCGCGAGCUGGAGGCGCGGGUGCGCGCCGUGGUGGGCGCCAGCUCGUGGUGGGAGCGCCACGGCGUGGACUGCGCCAUCCUCGCCCUCAGCCUGCUCGUCCUGCCGGCCGGCUUCCUGUGCCUGCGCUCCCACAACGUGCUGGUGUUCGCGCUGGGCAUCGCCAUCCUGGGGGUGUCCCACUCCACGCUGACCGUCAAGGGCAGCCACCUGGCCACCCACGGCGCCCUCACCGAGUCCAAGCGCUGGAGCAAGAUCUGGGCGCUGUUCUUCGUGGAGGUGUGCACCGCCUUCACCGCGGAGUAUGCCAGGUACGGGCACGUGAAGAUGCAUCAUGGCUACACCAACGUGCUGGGCCUGGGGGACUCGAGCACGUGGCGGCUGCCGCUCCUCAACCGCUACGUGUACAUGUUCCUCGCGCCGCUCCUCAUCCCCGUCAUCACCCCGCUCGUGGCCUUUGAGCGGCUGCGGACCAUGCCCCCCCGCGGGGCGCUGCGCUCGCUGGCGCUCAUGGGCCUGGGGCUGUACUCGCACUACUGGCUGCUGCGCCGCGUGUCGGCCUUCCGGAGCGCGGGCUCCGCCCUGCUCUGCAUGUUCGCCACGCGCGCCCUGCUCGCGCACCCCUACCUGCACGUCAACAUCUUCCAGCACAUCGGGCUGCCCAUGUUCUCGCUGGACACCAAGCCCCGGAGGAUCCACAUGAUGAGCCUGGGGGUGCUCAACCUGCCGCGGCUGCCCCUGCUGGACUGGGCGUUCGGCCACUCCAUCAUCAGCUGCCACGUGGAGCACCACCUCUUCCCCUCCCUCUCCGACAACAUGUGCCUGAAGGUGCAGCCCGUGGUGUCCCAGUUCCUGCGGGAGAAGCAGCUGCCGUACAACCAGGACUCGUACCUCGCCCGCUUCCGGCUCUUCCUCAGCCGCUACGAGGAGCUCAUGGUGCAGGCGCCCCCCAUCACCGAGCUGGUGGGGCUGCAGUGAGGGGCCCCCGGCCCCGGGGCGCUCCUGCGGGGGCUCUGAGUUAGGGGCCCGCUGGCGGGAAGGACCCAUCGCUCUGGUCGGCCGGGCCUCGGCCGACUUCACCUCAGGACUGAUGCGCUGCGUCCCCCCCCCCGCCCGGCCGAGCUUGGGGGCAGCGGCUACUCUCGAGUGACCUUGCCAGGGCGCGUCAGAGGCCGGGAGCUUAUAAAUAGCUCUGAGCUGGGCCUUCCUGGCUCUAGAAACA